AUGGCUUUCAAGCGCAAGUCGACAGCGCUGGGGUUGGAGAGGAGGGUGCGUCCGAGAAGGGAGGAUCAGUGGGAGGAGGAUCCGGAGAGUCAGAGUUCUUCGAGUGAGGAUGAUGAUGAGGUUGAGGAGGAGGGUAUUCGAGGUCAACACGACGAGGAUGAAGAUGAUGAAGGCUCAGACUCGGAAGAAGGUUCAGAAGAUGAAUCUGAGCCCGAAGAACAAACCCCCAAAGUCGACCUCUCCUCAAUCUCCUUCGGCGCCCUCGCAAAAGCUCAAGCAUCCCUCCCAUCCUCCUCCCGUCGCUCAAAAUCCUCCAAGCAAACGACCGAAACCUCACGCACAGAAACAACCCCCGCACCUCGAAAAUCUACCAGAUCAAAGGACGACCCCAAGCCAAAGCGCUCCUCUAAGCACGCGCCCCAGGAGCAGUCCUCCAAGAAGCCUGUCUCGCGCCGUCGCGAGAUUAUUCCCGAUACGAGGCGGCAGUACCGCGAUCCGCGAUUUGAUCCCCUUGUAGGAAAGGUGGAUGAGGAAAAGGCCAGCAGGGCGUAUGCAUUCCUGGACGAGUACCGCGAAAAGGAAAUGUCCGAUCUCCGCGCACAGAUCAAAAAGACCAAGGACACCCACGCAAAAGAAGAUCUAAAGCGACAGCUCCAAGCGAUGGAGUCACGGAAAAAGGCCCGCAAGCGCAAGGAGGAGGAGGAAAACCUGCUAAAGGAGCACAGGAAGAAGGAGAAGGAACUCGUGGCGCAGGGAAAGACGCCCUUCUACCUCAAGAGGAGCGAGCAGAAGAAGCAGCUCCUGGUGAAGCGGUACGAGGGCAUGAGCAAGGGGCAGGUCGACAGGGCUAUCGAGAGGAAGAGGAAGAAGGUUGCGGGCAAGGAGAAGAAGGAGCUGGAUUGGCUUCAGGGGGCGAGGGAGCGUGGUUAA
This is a messenger RNA of Fusarium keratoplasticum, 930 nucleotides long. Its product is annotated as RRNA biogenesis protein RRP36. Gene Ontology annotation, cellular component: 90S preribosome; nucleolus. The record is from RefSeq and is a predicted model, not a curated record. Gene Ontology annotation, biological process: maturation of SSU-rRNA from tricistronic rRNA transcript (SSU-rRNA, 5.8S rRNA, LSU-rRNA). NCBI's taxonomy places the organism in Eukaryota, Fungi, Ascomycota, Sordariomycetes, Hypocreales, Nectriaceae. Bases 1 to 930 code for a protein of 309 amino acids. The transcript has 2 exons.